AUUAAAAGGGGCCGUUGGAUAGCCCAAAUUGGUUCCGAACUCUUCCAAGGGGGGAGCUCUGCUCGCUUUGCUUGGUGCAGAAGUUUCUCCGUACAUUCUUCUUCUCUCUUCUUUUCCUGUUUCUUUUGUGUGCAGGAGCUUCUCAUCAUUUACUGUUUCUGUUUGUUUGCAGGAGCUUCUCAUCAUUGUAUUUUCUUCCUUGCAGUCCUCUCUCUCUCUAAUUUUAUAAUUCGUUCCUUUAGGGUGUGUUCAAAACGUUUGCUUGUGUGAAAUCAUUGUCUAUUCUUCCUUACAGUCUCUCUCUCUCUCUCUCUCUCUCUCUCCCUCUCUAAUUUUAUAAUUCAUUCCUUUAGGGUGUUUUGAAAACGUUUGCUUGUGUGAAAUUGCCUUGCGGGCUCAAGCAAUCUCUCUCUCGCUGUUUUUUGGUGUUUGGGAAAUCUAUUUUUCUCCAAGGAAGAAGAAUGGGAGGGAGAGAAUUCGGCUUUGUAGGGCUUUCUUGCAAGUAAAGUUAUUGGUUUUUUUUCUAUCGUCUUUGAGGUGUUCUGAACUGGUUUAUAUCAAAGCAGAUCAAAGGGGGUUCUGAUCUUUUUUGUGAAUUUGGGUUUUGCUCAGUGUGUUGAAAUUUUCCUUUUGCAUAAAACCCUUCAAUCUCUUCCCUUCCUCAGUAUAAUAACUCAGAUUGUCUUCAAAUUCGGCAAAUUGAUUCACAAAUUGUGCAAAUUAUUGAUUUGGGUUCACGAUGAGUUGCAUUGAGACAGUGGAAUCAAGGCCACCUGCAGGGCUCAUAGUUCAUGUUGCAGAGAAUGGGCAUAGUUUCGAGCUCAACUGCACUGAAGAAGACUCUGUUGACGCAGUUCAGAGAUGCUUAGAAACCCUAUGCCAAAUCCAAUUCAAUGACCAGUUGUUGCUUUGUGGAGACAUGAAGCUGGAAUCUCACAGGCCCUUAUCUUUCUACAAGCUCCUCGGCAAUGGCCGAGAUGUUUUUCUUUACAAUCGAGCCAGACUUAUACCUGACUGCCCUCUCCCUUCUCCAGAAGAAAUUAAUUUUCUAGAACCCACUGAACUCCCCUCACCUUCUUCUUUGCAAGACCCCCACCCGCUGGACGAUGCUGUGGACCCUGCGCUUAAAGCUCUCUCCUCUUAUGAGAGACAGUUCCGAUAUCAUUUUCAGAGAGGCCACGCCAUUUAUGUAUCCACCCAAUCGAAAUUUGAGGCCUGUAAAAGGCUUCUCAGACAGCAAAAGGUUCAGGAAAGGGCUUUCGAGACAGCUCGAGGAAACAUGGAUCACUAUUAUCGAAUGAUAAACCAGACUUAUGUGGAAUUUAUGAAACACUUCUCUCGGCAACAUCGUCACCAUUCUGAUCUUCUCUUGAAUUUUGAUAAGGAUAUUGAGAAGCUGCGGUCUAUUAAGCUUCAUCCUGCUUUACAAACUGGGUCCCUAAGGUGCUUGCUUGAUUUUAUAUGUGAAGAUAACUUGCGAAAAUUGGCAAGCAAUUGUGCUGUGUCUCACAGGCAAUUUCAAGUGAAGGUGUCGCAUCUCAAGGGGAUGUAUAAUGACUUGGCUCAAGGGGUUGAUAGAUUGUUCUCAAUGAAAGCUCCGGUUGGGAUUAGAGAUGUGGAGCUUAUGAUUAAGGAGUAUCAGCAGUAUCUUGAUGAGCAAACGAGUAUAAUGCAGUCGCUGAGCAAAGAUGUCAACACUGUGAAGAAGCUGGUGGAUGACUGUGUAAGUUCCCAAGUGUCUGCCUCUGAUGCCGUUUCAGCCCUUGGUCGAAUGUAUAAUGUCCAUGAGAAAAAUCACCUUCCCAGGAUGCAUGCAUGCCAUCGUGAAAAUAAAAAGCUACUAGACUUUUGCAAGAUCAAAAAGGAUGAAAUGAAUUUGUUUGUGCAUCGUAAUAUGCAGACUGUUGCACAUCUUCAGUCUUGUACCAGGGAUAUUCGCAUGCAGCUUCCAGCUUUCAAAGAAGCAAUGACUCGACAAGAUGGUAGCUUUGCAGAUCUGAGAUUGCUUCGAAGGAUUGGACCCGCUUAUCGAGUUUGCCUCGCUGAAGUGGUGAGGAGGAAGGCUUCAAUGAAACUUUACAUGGGUCAAGCUGGGCAGAUGGCAGAAAAGCUUGCUAGGAAGAGGGAAGACGAGGUUAGGCGGAGAGAGGAAUUCUUGAAGGUGCAGAGUGUUUGUAUACCUCGUGAUAUUUUAGCAUCCAUGGGUCUCUUUGAUUCUCCAAGUCAAUGUGAUGUUAACAUAACCCCCUUUGAUACAAAUUUGCUGGACAUUGAUAUAACAGACAUAGACCGUUAUGCUCCCGAGUCAUUGGUUGGAUUGUCAGUGAAAGUUGAUAAGCCUAUAUCCUCCACUAAGGGAUCAUUUUCUGGUUCAUAUGGGAGCUGCAAUUCAUUAGAAGUUGAGGAAAGUCCUUCAACUAUUGAUGGCAAAGAUGCACAUGAAGAGCUCUUCGAUGAAUCUGAGUCUAUUGAGAUUGCGGGAACAAGCAAAUUGGAAGUUGAGAAUGCUCGGUUGAAAGCAGAACUUGCUUCGGCUUUAGCUUUAGUUUGCUCUUAUGGCACUGACAUUGAUUACGAUACGUUUGACGAUAGUAAGCUUGAUAGUAUUCUGAAGGAGAAUGCGGAGAGGACUGCCGAAGCGUUGCGCCUGAAGGAUGAAUAUUGUAAACACUUCCAAGACAUGCUCAAGGUGAAGCAGAUGCAGUGUAUUACUUAUGAAAAACGUAUACAGGAGUUGGAGCAAAGGUUGUCUGAUCAGUAUAUGCAGCAGCAAAAGAUCUCAUCAGGUGGUAAGGAAGUUUCAGUCUCUGCCCUUUCAGCUUUGAAGACUGAAGAUUGCAAAUCUGAGGUAUGUGGGGAUGCUGAGGUACAUGCACCUUAUGUUCCUCCUGAGCCUAUGGAUGAGGUUUCUUCUUCACCGGCAGCCUUGGAUCCCAAAGAAGAACAUUCAACUGUAGAGAUGAGUGGUAAAGACCAGGAAGGUUUAGAUGAAAGCAUGACGGAUCUUUUGGGCAUCCAUUUGCAACCAGUUGAACCUGUACCCAACUCUUUGGAUGCAUCUAUGUUGGAGCCUCAAAGAGACGAGCAACAUAUAGAUUGUGGAUCUGGUAAAGAGAAAGAAAAAAGGGUGAUAGAAACUGUGCAAGAUCCUCUAAACACCAUACCUUGCAGAACUAAUACGGCUCUGGAGUCUGGUUUACUCCUAAAAAAUAAGGAAGACCUCGUGGUAGUGCUUGAGAGUGCUUUAUCGGACAAGUCAAAUGAGUGCGAUGAGACUCAAUCUAAAUUAGAAGCUGCUAUGGAGGAAAUAGUCUCACUGAGGAGAGAACUGGAGGCCAGUAUAAAGCUUUUGGAUGAAUCUCAGUUGAACUGCGCACAUCUGGAAAAUUGCCUACAUGAAGCCAGAGAAGAAGCGCACACUAAUCUUUGUGCAGCAGACCGGAAAGCUUCUGAAUAUAGGGCGCUACGUGCAUCUGCUAUAAAGAUACGUGGCCUAUUUGAGAGACUUCGUACUUGUGUAUCUGCUCCUGGAGGUGUUGCUGGUUUCACAGAAUCAUUACGUUCACUGGCUCUCUCUUUGGGCAGUUCUUCUGCAAAUGACAACGAAGAUGAAAGCGCUGCAGAGAUUCGGGCUUGCAUUAGGAUCCUGGCCGACAAAGUGAGCAUCCUGUCGAGGCAACGUGCUGAGCUCUUGGAGAGGUGUUCAAGGUUUGAUGCUGCUCAGGGCCUUCUGUCAAAGGAGCUUGAAGGGAAGAAUGAGCUUGUGAAAACCUUGUACAAUAAAAAGAAACAAGUGAAUAAGGAGAGGGUGGCAUUUCUCAAUUUUGAAGUCCAUGAACUCGCAGCCUUUGUCCUCAACUCUGCUGGACAUUACGAGGCCAUCAAUCGUAAUCGCCCUAACUACUACUUGUCUGAUGAAUCCGUCGCCUUGUUUAUUGAGCACCUCCCCUAUAGACCUACUUUCAUAAUUGGACAAAUUGUGCACAUUGAACACAAGUUUGCAAAGCCGCCAACUCCUGAGCUUGGUGACCAGUCUGACCUUUUAAGCAGCAAGGGAGAAGGAUCUGGUCUACCUGAGUCAUUUUUCAAUCCAUAUGGUCUUCCUCUUGGCUCUGAGUAUUAUGUAGUUACAGUGGCAAUGCUGCCUGAACCCAUCCAAUCAUCUCCUCCAUAAUUCGUGAUUGAUGAUUUGUUUGUAAAUAUACAUUACCACUGGUGGUGGUGUUGGUGGAGGUAAUGAUGGUGGGUUUGACCUGUACAGCUUCUAAUUUCUUUUCUUUGUAAAGCAACUUGUGUAAAUUAUCUGUGAAUAUUUCGAGCCUAUGAAGGGUUUAUGCAUAAAACCUGAGGUCUCUUCAAUCUUGGCCCACUUAUGUUCCAAGUGGUGCAUGAGAAUGCCAUUAAAAGUGGGAUAAUCUUGUGUUUCAUCUCAAGAUGAUGGUGGCUAGUUUGAGUUCAAAUGUUAACUUUCCAGUGUUAUACAAACAAUCUCACUGUUUUUUUA
Molecule: messenger RNA, 4504 nt
Organism: Amborella trichopoda
Lineage: Eukaryota; Viridiplantae; Streptophyta; Magnoliopsida; Amborellales; Amborellaceae
Product: autophagy-like protein
Biological process (GO): autophagy of mitochondrion; ribophagy; autophagosome assembly
Cellular component (GO): phagophore assembly site membrane; Atg1/ULK1 kinase complex
Molecular function (GO): molecular adaptor activity; protein kinase binding
Source: RefSeq, a predicted model, not a curated record